CCGCCGUCUGUCGCCACACCAAGUCGUUGCUUUGCUUUCGUUCUCACAGAGUGGGCAGUUUGGACAAGGGGCUACACUCAAAUCUGUUCUCUUUUAACGAGGUUUUUUUUUAAAAUCACUGUGCACUAUUUUUAGUUUCUGAAACUCGGACCGAAGACUACCGCAUCCUGCCAUCGUUGAAACUAGUUUGAAAUCUGCCCUGUUUACGAACCUCUUCCAGGACAAGGUUGAUCAGCAGUGAGCUAAGUGUAACGAAAUGAGGCCUUGCUGUUGUACCCCGUCUCACGGUCUGCGUUGCCUGCUCUACCAUCUCACUUUUUGCUUUCCGGCUCUUGAGCUGCAACGCACUUAAUGUGCAUGCGGAGUGUAUGACAACUGAUACUUGAAACAUGUCACGUUCACCAAUACCACCAAUACAUGUUGGUGCUACAGCACCUGAAUCAUUUACUGUGCUGCAACAUCGGAUCAUUGCAGCUGAGGAGCAGACAGAGGCAUUAAUUCAAGAGUUAGAUGACCUUGGAUUUGGUGUUGAGGACUCGGAGGCAUCCAAGAUUGGUGAAUGUAACAGUCACAGGCCUGUAAGUCCCUUCCAUGUCAGAAAAGCUUUUGGAACUGAAAAUGAUGUACUCUGGAAAAACUAUGAAUCUCUCGUGAGUCGUGUCUGCCGGUUAGAAAGUGUAAUACAAACAAUGAAGUUGAAUUUAUUUCGAAUACAGACGGCAAAAGAACUGAACCCAGAGCUUUCAGUCGAUCGACUAGCUGCCAUGGAGGAAGAACAUGUUCAAGAGCUAAAGAAAAUGCAGCGGGAGGUAAUGCACUUCCGACAGCAGUUGAGUGAAGUUAGUGAAAAAAAGGAGGCUGCUCAGGAAGAAAUAGAAAGGCUGAGUGCUGCUCUUGAGAUGGCCACAGCAACUAAGACGGAUGUGACUAUGGCAGCGGAAGAAUUACGUGUAAAAAAAGACAGAAUUAGCCGAAGAUUGCAAGAGAUGCAAAAGGAAUUGGUCCAGGAAGUGAGCCUCCGUAAAGCUCUGGAAGAAUCCCAUACUCACUUGCUGCAGCGUGUUCAGGAUAUGGAAAAUGCAGUGGAGGUUGAAAGAACGCAGGUCAAGGUCCUGCAGCAGGACAUAGUCACACUCAGGAAUGAUGGGGAGAUAACUCGGGAGAGCCUGCAGCUUGAGCAGCAAAAAACAAGUGAUUUGGAGAAAAUGAAUAAGCAGCUAAAAAUAGAAUCAGAUACGAAAGAAUCCAUUAUAUCUCAGAUGGCUGAUGAAGACAAAAAAGUACAACUGAUAUUAAGCAAACAGCAAGAAGAAAAAUUCAAACUUCAGAGUGAGAUUUUAUCGUUGAAGGAUGUGGCAGAAAAAAUGCAGGCUUUGAAUGACCAGCUAGAUACACAGUGCACUGAACUAAGUAGUGCACUAUGCUCUCUUUCUAUGGAGAAUGCUAAACUUAUAUCAGAACAUGAAGCAUCCCGAAAGGCUGAGCAGGAGAAAAUGGAUCUUCUACUGGAUGCAGCAAGAGCAGCUAUUUCAGCAGAACUGCACAGUGCAGUGAAUGAGAAGCAACGGCUAAAGACUGAGUUAGAAACGUUAAGAUUGGAGCAUACUGAGAUAAAGCAGAAACUUGAAACAGUGGAGGAAAAGGCAACAGCACAUAAGUUGCUUCUUGAGUCUGCAAUUGCCCAGCUGAAAGAGGAAUUAAAGGCUGCAGUUAAUGAAUGUGAAUGUAUUAAACAAGGAAGGCAAACCCUACUGGACCAGACAAAUAAAACAAUUGAUAAAAUUACAGAGGAGAAGAACAAAUUUGAGAAACAGCUGACUGAAAAGCAGCUUAAGGUGGGUGCAUUGACUGCUGCUUUGGAGAAACAGGAGAAAGAAAAAGAACAGCUUGUAAAGCAAUUAGCAGCUCUAGAACGUCAGCAGCAUGCACAGGAGCAGGUGGAGCAUGCCCUUGCUGAAAUAACAGAGAGUAAAAACAAGUUGGCAUAUGACAAGGGAAGGCUACAGGCCAGAGUGGAGCAAUUACAGGAAGAAUUGCAGUGCAUGUCUGAUGUCAACUCUGCAAAUAUUCAAUUACAGAAAUGUAACACAGUUCUAGAAACCAAGUAUACUCAGGCGCAGUCGCUAUUGAAACAAAAAGAGGAAGAUUUUGCAAUAGUAACUAAAUCUCGUGAUGAAGCAUUUCAAGAAAUCCAAAAGCUAAAAAAAUAUAUAGAGGUGAUGGAAGUGAGAGAAACUCAUAAGAUUGCAAAACCUCAGGAAAGUUUGACAUAUUCUAAGCAAGAUAAUAGUCAAAUGACAGUGACUCUAGAAGAUGUAUUGGCAUCGCACAUAAGACUCCAACAGACAGUGGAGAGUCUACAAAUAGAACCUGGACAAAGAGACACAGCGAUAAGUUACUUGCAACGGGACAAGGGACUAGAAUUCAAGGGUGCUAAAGUUGAAUCCAAGAUGUUCACUGAACGGAUCGAAGCCCUGAAAAAACAGUUCCAAAGUGGAAAAGGGAUUGAGAUGAAGGCCAGUCAGAAAGAAAUUGUGGAACUUAAAAAAUGUCUAACUGAUGCUACUUCCAAGACUGCAGAAGUGUCACGAGCCAAUAGAGAAUUGCGACUGAAAGUUUCUGAAUUUGAGAAAACGAUAAAAAGUCAGAAAGCAAAGAUCAAAGAUCAAAAGAUUCAACUAAAGCAUCAUCUGGAGACCAGAACAACCUAUGCACAAAAUACAGAAAGAAUGAAGGAACUUGAAGCAGACUUAAAACAGAUGGAGACAAUAAAAGAACUGUAUCAGAAAAAGAACUAUGAGCAGUCUCAAAUGAUACAGAAGUUUAUGACGGAAGUGCAGAGUCUACAAGAAGAGCUUCAAAAUGUGGCGAAGUGUCAGCUUGAGUCAGCAUCCCUCCACAAACAGCAAGAACUCCAGUUAAAGAAGGAACAUAAGUUAAGUCAAGAGCUGAGGAGUAAGUGUCAGACUCUUGAAGCAAAAAUAAGAAGUUUGCAAAUUUGCAAGGAAGUGACUGAGCAGAAGCUGAAGGAAGCUAGUUUGGAGUCACAACAGGUUAGUGCAAACCUAGAAGAAGCACAUCAGUGGUUUAAGUCCAAAUUUGAUAGUUUGCAAACAGAACUAUUGAAAAUGCGUGGAAUGGAUCCGUCAAAAGAAGAAUUAUGUGACAGAGACAAUUUACUGAAGACUGGCACAGAAAAAUUAUGUUCAAGGUCAAGACAAAGAGCAAAGGUUUUACUAUGGAGCUAUAGUUCCACUUGGCUGAUUAAGAACAUCUUUGACUUUCACUGGCUGCCAUUGGUAUAUGUGGGAGGAAUUUACAUUUUAAUUCACAUUUUAAUAUUCAAUCUGAACACACUGACUUUGAUCAUCCAUACCGGAUGUGGAACUUGAACCCAGAGCUUCUAGUUCCGAGACCAGGAUGCUACCCACUGCGCCCUUUCGACUUAUACUACAGCAAAAUCUGGUGAAAUACAUUCAGAUGGAAACUUGACAGGUAAAAUAGUCUUUUUGUAAAUGACACUGAAAAUAACCUUUUUCACCUCUGAUCAUGUGAUGACAAAAAUAACAUUCUGUUCUUUCUCCUUUAUUACUGGUUGCUUAGAUGAGAAAGAUUAGCAAUUUGCCAUAUUUCAAAAGUGGGCAAAACUGAAACAAUACAAUAGCUGCAAAACAUUUGGUCAGAUUAGCUGCAGAUAAACUGGUUUGAUUUUGAGCUGUGUUAUUGAUUGUUUUUAUAUCUGUGCAAAUGAUGUUCAUACAGGUGAUGGAUAUAUACCUUUGCAGAUCAAAGGUUAACACAACAGGUUAGAUUUUAUUAGCUGCCAUGGUCCCAGUGCCUCACCCCUGACGAAAAGGGGAGCCAACCCGUGUUACACAACAAUUUAACACUGACAGCAAUAUCAAUUGCUUCAAUGCAAAAAUCCAGCCCCUUCCAUUAGAUCAGAUAGGCCAGUGGUUGUGUCAUCCUAGCAGCACCAUGGGGAGUCCGGUGUUAGUGAACAUGAAGAGGGAAUUGAAUGAAGGGUGUAGAUGGGAUCUGAGUUUGAGAGACUGGUUGGAGGGUUAAAGGGGAGUGUUGACCUUGAGGUGUAGGGGUACGGGUGUCUCUUUUCCAAUUGCUCAGCACAGCUGUAGCUGCUGGGCUUCACACAUUGCAUGUCCUUGCCCUGCCCUUUUAUGGACGGGGCUGAAUAUGAACUGUUAAGUCCCCCAAGAGCCAGAAGUUCAUCAGAAGUUCCCCAUUGCAUCUUGUCCCACUUGCCUGCCCAUAUAAACGGGGUAGGUGAUGGUAAGGUCAUUAAGUAGAUUUUACCCCCUCCAAAUCCACCAGUACUAGGGUAGAAAAUCGAGCUCAAUUGUUGCUGCUUUGUCUUUUAAAAAAGAACUUUUAAUUUGGAAGGGCUUUUGUGUAUUUUUAAGACAUCAAACAUGUUUAAAAUGUUUAAGCAUUUAAGUAACCAUACAUGUUUUUGUGUGAUUAUGUAAAUUAAUUAUGGGGAAAACACUCCGAUUGCCAUAAUUAAAAAAUGCAUAUAGACCGCCAUCGAUAGUGUUAGUUUUGUGCCUAGAAGCGGUCUUAAAGAUUAUCGGUGAAUAAUAACAUUUAUUAGUGACACUAUAAGGAAAAUGUCCAAUGUCUUUAUUGUGUAGCUAUUAACAAACAGUCAUGAGAAAGAACAGGAAACUGAAUUUGUUUUACUGGUUAACCAAUAACAUUUUCUUAAACCUUAGUUCUACAGUCGACUGGUGGAUUUGCAUAAAUAGUGAAAAGAGAUUUCAUUUUUAGAUGAAGUUUGAAGAUUUUAACUAAAGUGUCUUUUCAGCCUCUCAACUUAAAUUCACAAAGAUGCAGAUAUUUAAAGAUGCAAAAGAACUUGUUCCAACUAUUGAAAAUAUAGCAACCAGCUUAAGUUAAAUUAUUUAAAUACUAGACAGAAGGAAUGUUUACGUUUUAAUAGCUUUUGCAGUUAACUGUACUGGUUUUAUAUAAAUUAAGUUAAAUUAUUAGAUUAGUUAUUGCUGAUAAAGUUUUACAUUUUCCAGGGAAUAUUAAUGACACUGACCAACACUGCCACACAAACUUUGAUUAAAGGGUCUCAGAACCCAUUUGCACACUUAAAAGAGAUUUUCUUGCUCUUUCUGUUGUGAUAUUAGAAUAAGAGUUUCUCAUUGUAUCUUUUGCCUUUGGCACUUUCAGAUUGGAUUACUCUUGUCUAUCUUGGCAACCGUUCCAUCUUCCAUAAACUUCAGUUGAUGCAAAUUCUGCUGCCCAUAUCCUAUCCUGUAUCAGGUUCUGCUUCUCUGUUACCCCUGUUUUCAAUUAUCUUCAUUGACCUCAAGUUUUAAAAUUCUGAUUCUUAUGCUUAAUUCUCUUCAUGACUUUAUCCUUCCCUAACUCUGUAAACACCUCUAGUCCACUCUGUCGACAUCUUCCCAAUUUUUUGUCCUGCUCUUUGUAGCAUAUUGUGAAACUUCUUUGAAAUAACCCCACAGAGGCCGGUAUUUCGUCAUUGUUUUGGCAUUUUGCUGUGGGCUGAUGUGGAGUCCAUCUAUUCAGGAUAUGUCCUGAGUGAGGAUACGCAAUUGCCUUCCAUCAAGUGGUGUUCCUCAAGCUCAGUCAGGCUGGCAAGGGUAUCCACUUCCAUCAGAAUGCCCUGCAAGUCAUAUUCUCCACUCGCCAUAUUUUCCAAAGAUUCACCCGGUUGGAGUGCCUGCUUGAAGUCCAGUUGGGCUUCAGCUACUAGGCAUUUUUGCAUGGUUACAUCGUUAAUCCCACAUACCAAAUGGUCUCUCAAUAUCUCAUUAAUGGUUGAACCAAAGUCACAAGCAUCAGCCAGUCAUCUGAACCAAGACAAAAAUCCCAAUAUGGAUUCCCCAGCUUUUGAAUUACUGAGUAAAAACAAUGGCAUCUUAGAAUUAAAGAAGGCUUGGGUCAUAAUAUUCUUUAAGUCUGUCAACUCUUGAAACGUUCUAGUAUCUGGUGCCUCAGGGUAAGUUAGGCUCCUAAUAACCAAAAAGGCUGCGGAUCCAAAGGUGUCAGAAGAAUUAUUCAUUGCUUUUCAUAUGUUCCAAAGUCAUUUGCCCAAGGGGACAAAAAAGCAUUCUUUUCAUAUACUGGCCCAGUCUUCGAUGGCAGGACCAAACGAGUCAAGCUUCCCAAAUAAAGGCAUGAUGCCAUAAAUGCUUUCCCCAAUUCAAGGCCAACUGUUGCAAGCAAAUUUCUUCAGGAUCAUGCUUUUCUGUCAUCACCACUGAAAUAGUUCCUCAGAGGCUGGUCUCCCAUCAUCAAGUCACUUUUUAUUUACGUAUGGAAGGUCUUUGACACUCAUCUAGCUGCCUCAAAGCCAGCUCUCAGAGUGCUAGGAUGUCUGACACUCCCUUUUUUUAUGUCAGUCAGGGCUCACUGAUUGGACUAGAUUAACAACCUUAAUCAGGGAACUCCAAUUCAAGAAUUUCUUCCAUAUAUCCUUCCAACAUUUCAAUAUGCAGAUGAGUGCACUAUUUUCCAAACCCAUUUAUCUUUUUUUUCCUGUUUGCAUUUAGGUUUUCAAACAGUCAAAGCAAUCAAAGUGAAUUUAUUUUCCAGCAACACCACCAGGUUUUUCAAUGGAAAUCUGCUCAUCUGAUUUGUCUGGAACAAGAAGAGAAUUAACAUACACUUGACAGGCCGGUUACACUACAAAGGAGUUCCUUUUCCAUAUGUUGGGUGGGUGAUGGCUCCUUAUCCUGUAGGAAAAUGCUCUAUGUAAAUACAAACUGACUGUGAAGUUGGAUGCUACUUUAGUCAUGUCUUCAAUACAUUACAUGAAAGAAGACAUACUAACAUUAUCAGAAUUCAGCAAAAUCUAAAUGCCAAGAUUACUAACAAGUUAUUAAUCAUUUCUGCAACUCCUGCCACACUGGCAGUAAACAUAAAGUCAUAUCUUCUCAGGGCCUGAGUCAGAAUAAGAACAUGUGUAGUGCCAUCUGCUGUAAUUGUAUAAUAUAGGACUGACUUAGCUGAAACUUGGUUGAGGCAAAUGGGUAUUUUGAAGGAUGGUGCUGUUAAGUGACAAUUCUUCUCGUAAUUGUCAUAUAUACCUUGACUUCAGUAAUUAAACAAAGUUGAUGCAGAGGUGGUCUGUUGCUUGAUUGCAGACUUGUACUAGCAGCUAGAUUUUCCUUUUCCUUCAUUUUUGCCUGUCACUCAUUAGUUCUCUUUCAGCCGUGGAAAGGUUGCUAGUGGAUUGAAAUGCCUUCUGAGAUUUUCAGAUGCUCUUCAGAUCCAUCUGAAAUUGCACCUUCAGUGAUGGAACUGACUGAGGAAGAUUGGAAGCAAUCUUCCCACUUCCAUUUAUCUAAAACACAUGCAUUAAUGUAAUAACAAAUGUUCACGUAGAUGUCAAAUUUUAAGGGAACUGAGACAACUAAAGGGAAGGGUUAUGAUAUGAGGGGACUAAAAUUUAAUCACCCUUUGAGAUCCUCAGAGACCAUUUUAACCAACUGCCAACCUUUUCCAUGACUGACAAUGAAAAUAAUAAUAAAUGAUAAUACCAAAAGUGAAAAUCUUAACUUUUUGGGAAUUAUGUAUUUUGUCAUAACAAGCAAAUUGCCUGGGAACUGGUGGAGUGCAUUCAACUGAAAAUCUAUUUUGAUUGAUAAUUGUUUAUUAGUAUUAAAAGAAGUACAUUAAAACUGUGGAUUGAAUUCAUAUAAUUUCUAUGUUUUAAAUACUGACUUUUGAACAUUAAACUGAAGUAUGAAUUUGUCUCUACAAGUCUCCUUCUGAAAUCCAGAUUUGUCCAGCAAACUUAUAGAAACAAAUUAACUAAUGAAAUGUAAAAAAAAAUGCAAUAAUGUAUGUACAGUCAAUUAUAGUGUAAAAUCCAUUUUAUUUAGUGUGAAUAGCUGUGAAAUUUUACUUUUUUAAUAAAACAAUGUUUCUGUGACUAUGCUUAUUUGAAGAA
Molecule: messenger RNA, 7948 nt
Organism: Rhincodon typus (whale shark)
Lineage: Eukaryota; Metazoa; Chordata; Chondrichthyes; Orectolobiformes; Rhincodontidae
Product: coiled-coil domain-containing protein 150
Exons: 24
Coding region: 390-3392 (1000 amino acids)
Source: RefSeq, a predicted model, not a curated record